Messenger RNA from Peronospora matthiolae, 174 nucleotides. Lineage: Eukaryota; Oomycota; Peronosporomycetes; Peronosporales; Peronosporaceae. The record is from the annotation of a GenBank genome assembly.
AUGGAGGGUCAAGUCUGUCGCUUGCAGAAUAAUCAAGGUGAAAGUCUUGGGCGAAUGAAUGUGGAGUUGGCGGCGAAGCGACUUCAAAGAAAAGCUGAGAAGACGUUUAUCCUAUUGAACUACAGGGGAGACUACUGCAUUCAAGUGGAUCUACUGGCAAUUAUCAAGGCAUAA